AUGGUAAGGUCGCACUGGUGUCGCGGCAAUGAGGUGAAGCCGCGCGAGGUAAAACUCAACCACGACGAGGUCAACUUGGAUCAUCGUCGUGACGAAGCAUAUCUCCUUGCUGAUCGCCGAGGUGCUCGUCGAGGUGGAGCCUCGAAAAGGACGUUGGGCAGACAAGUAGCGGUCGACGCGAGGUGA
Molecule: messenger RNA, 186 nt
Organism: Arabis nemorensis
Lineage: Eukaryota; Viridiplantae; Streptophyta; Magnoliopsida; Brassicales; Brassicaceae
Source: the annotation of a GenBank genome assembly